GUUUAGAAUAUGACUGAGGAUAUUUAUCCAUUAUUUGGAUGGGAUGACCCUGUUCCAAAUGAGUUCAAAGAGAUUUUUGAAAAGUUCACAAAGUAAGUAUUGAAAUGAUUAUUAUAGUUAGUCAGACUCCAGAAAGUGUAGUAGUACAUUAGAAGAAUCCUUAAGUAUUAGAGUUUUGUAUGUUUUUAGUAGUAGAUGAGGAUUAUGAGAUAAUUGGAAGGAGCCAAAAUGAAAAUUCAAUAUGUCCACUCUGUUAUCAAAAUGUUUAAAUGGGUCAUACUCAAUUGUACUCCAAUCUGCUUUCCUAAUACUUUGAUGUCCAUACUUCAUGUGCCCUUACUUGCAAACAUAAAACAGCAUAACUUGCUCUUUUAAAUGAUUAAAUCUAACAUGCAUAAAUAAUGGAACGAGUACCAGUAGACUAUGACUUAUUGGAUCUCAAUGUUAAAGUCUUUGUAGAAUUCAAAAUAUUCCAUACUAUUGCGUAAUAACCCUAUUUAAAUCUCACACAUUCAACUACACUUAAAUAAAAGAAAAACACAUCUAUUUUAAUAGAUUAUGCUAAUUUGAGAGAAUACUUUGGAAAGAGACAAAAACAUCUUAUUCCUUUGAUGUAAGGCAGAAUACAAAUUGAUAUUCAUAUCAUUGAUACUAAUCUCAUGUAAGAAACAAAAAAUGUUCAUUCAUAUGAAUUCUUUUAUAAUGCUACCAAAGUUUCUAGCAAUUACAUAUGUAUUGGUUAUGAUGGUAUAUGCAUUUCUAUGUAAAGAGAAGAAGAACUUAAUUAAUCAUUUUUAUGUCUACAAUCACUACAAAUCAACCUUUCAUCUGAUAUUGCUAAACAUCUAACCAAACAUUCACCUAAAUCAUCUCCUAUUAUUGAUUCAUUCCUUUUUUCACCAAAAACACGUAAUUUCACACCUUAAGUUGGACCUAUUCAAUCAAGAGUUCGUUUCUAAUCAUUUCAAUUAGAAGAAUAAACACAACCUGAUGAAUGGACAGAAGAUCUCUAAAGUUUUGAUUAAAUACGUGGGAAUAUUGUCAAUUUUGUUAAAACUUAACAUGGCAGUCGAUUAAUCUAAAAACAUUUUACUACUUGUACAUAAAUUGAAUUAGAUUAACUAUUAUAAGAAAUUGGUCCACAUAUUGGUGAUCUUAUGAUUGAUCCUUAUGCCAAUUAUAUGUUUGGAAGUCUCAGUUAAAGUUGUGCUCCACAUUAAAGAUUAUAUAUUUUAUAAACUGUAACAAUUUAUAUUUUAUAUAGAUCUCUAAUCAUUUAGUUGAUAUUGCAUGUGAUAAAAAAGGUACUCAUGCUAUUUAAUCUUUGGUUUCUUUGAUAUCAUCAAAAUAAGAAGAAGAAAUGGUAGAAAAUAGCAUUAAAAAUCAUAUCAUUAAUCUUACUUUGGAUAGUUAGGGAACGCAUCUGAUUAAAAAGAUUAUAGCUAGAUUUUCAGAAGAUCGUUUAAAUUUAAUAUUUUGCAAAUUAAUGGACAGAUUCAUUUAAGUUGUUAAUCAUCAAUUUGGACUUUGUGUUUUAAAAGAUCUUAUUACAAAAUUCAAAAAUAAUUAAGAGAAAUGCAAUUAUAUUUUAAUUAAGAUGCGUGAUUAAUUAGAUGAAAUAGUAUAAGAUCCUUUUGGAAACUAUGGUGUAUAACAUGUUAUUGAUGUAAUUAUAUCAAUUUUAAAAUUUAGGUCUAUGGAGAUUAGAAGUGUAAUCCAAUUAUUGAUAAAAUUUUGUAAAAAUUAGUGCAAUUAUCUAUCCAUAAAUAUUCCUCAAAUGUUGUUGAAAAAUGUAUUUUGGAAACUUCUGCUAAAACUCAGAAACGGUUCAUUAAACAAUUGUCUUAAGAUGUCAUAUGUUUGGAAUUAAUGAAAAAUAAAUUUGGAACCUUUGUUCUAUAGAAGGCUCUCUAAGAAGCUGAAAAAUUAGGCGAAGGAGACUUGUUAUAAUAAGCUCUUUAGCGAAACUUGCCUUCCAUUUAUGCUCAGAAUAUUAGGCAAAAGUGGAUGGAUUACUUAUCAAAGAAGUGAUUAAUUGACCU
Messenger RNA from Paramecium sonneborni, 2042 nucleotides. The record is from the annotation of a GenBank genome assembly. NCBI's taxonomy places the organism in Eukaryota, Ciliophora, Oligohymenophorea, Peniculida, Parameciidae.